UAGGAAACCAAGAGAUUACCGACAAGGAGAGAAAAAGAACGACUUUUAAAACGACGUCGCCCUCACCUUCACAAGGAAACGACGACGGACCUUCGUCAACAAAGAACGUGAGACUCAAGCGCAGAAUCUGAUUCUACAGUCGUGCAGUACUAGCUGUUGAAAUAUGUGAGAAGAAACUCCCCAACAAUCUUCGGCUAGGGUUUUCUCCCUCUCUCUCUCUGAACCUUAGCAGGAAAGUAACCAAACCUUCGGAUUCUAUCAAUGGAGUCUAUUAUGGAGACGAUUCAGCCUCAGCAACAAGAACAAGGGAGCGCGAGCAGAUCGGAAAAGAGAAAGCCGGUGUUCGUGAAAGUGGAUCAGCUGAAACCAGGAACGAGCGGUCACACACUGAUCGCCAAGGUCUUGACCUCCAACAAGGUCUUGCAGAAGGGCCGCGCUGCCUCUCAGCACCUCCGCCAGACUCGCAUCGCCGAGUGCCUUAUCGGUGACGACACCGCCACCAUCCUUUUCACCGCUCGCAACGAUCAAGUUGACUUGAUGAAGCCGGGCGCCACUGUAAUUCUUCGUAACGCAAAGAUUGACAUGUUUAAGGGGUCUAUGAGGCUUGCUGUUGACAAAUGGGGCCGCAUUGAAGUUACUGAACCUGCUAAGUUCGCAGUUCAAGAGGAUAACAAUCUCUCCCUGGUUGAAUAUGAGUUGGUGAAUGUAGUCGAAGAGUGAGUGUUGUGAAAUGAGCCGUGUGAUACUAAAAGAGUGCUUUAUAGGUUGGAAGUCCCAUAAUUUUUGCCCAUAUUCCUGUGGCAUGGGGGUUACAUUUUCUUUGUGACAGUUGGGUUUGGUAUACAAAUAUCAGUCAAAAUAGAGUGUUUCCUUUACAUGUAUUAACAUCUACUAGGAUUAGUCUAAUGCUUGUGAACGGUUAAGGUGUGUCAACAAGAUUUAUGAGUGGUAAGCUCCUUUCAUAUCGUGGAAUGGUAAGCUAUUUUAACUGUUGAGAAUUAGUUCCUUUGGAAUCUUAUAAUUUAUGUUCUGCAUUUUGGCUCUA
Messenger RNA from Juglans microcarpa x Juglans regia, 1045 nucleotides. RefSeq lists its product as uncharacterized. The transcript has 2 exons. Bases 262 to 720 code for a protein of 152 amino acids. NCBI's taxonomy places the organism in Eukaryota, Viridiplantae, Streptophyta, Magnoliopsida, Fagales, Juglandaceae. The record is from RefSeq and is a predicted model, not a curated record.